GUUCCCCUGAGCCGUCCCCGCUUUUUUUGGCAGCCCCCGUCCCGCUUUCUCACCGCCUCCCCCCUGCCUCCUCCUCCUCCUCCUCCUUAUAUAUUCAUGAAGCCGAAGGGCUGAAAUAAAAGCGGCAGCACAGGAAGAGGAACUCGGUGCGCCCGGCUCCGGGACGGACCCUGCUCCGCAUCUCCGCCCGUGCCGGGAGCCAGCAGGAGCGGAGCUGGCAGCCAGUGAGUCACUCCCGCCACCGGAUGGCACAACAGCUCCGCAUCCCAUCGCCCAGGUGCCACCUCCUGACCUCCGCUAACGCUUCAGUCUUUGCUCCCUGUCAGGGUGUGGCCGGAAGAUGAAACCCCCACCCGGGCAAGGCGUAAUACUGGCACCCCUCCUCCUGGGUCUGGCUUCCCUGUGCCUCCCCAGCCUGCCCUGGAAGGACAGGGACUCCCUGAUGCAGGUGGAGAAAGCCUGUCAGACCGGGGGCAACUUGGUGCUGAGCGGGCAGGAGCAGCAGCUCAGCACGAAGCUCGUAAACCUCAAGAAGAAGGAAGUGGAGACGGCCGUGGCUACAGGGCAGUUUCCCCCAAGCAUGCACUUCUUCCGGGCAAAAAGCCUCAUCGAUCAGAGCGCGGUGUUCAGCGUCCUGAAGCGCAUGCCGAAAGGCGCUGUGCUCCACCUGCACGACUUGGCCAUGCUGAGCGUGGGCUGGCUGGUGUACAAUGCCUCCUACCUGCCCGACUGCUACAUCUGCUUCACCGCCACGGGCUCCGUCCGCUUCCGCUUCUCCCGGCCUCGCCCUGCCCGCCUGCCCGCCCAGUGCUCCCAGUGGCUCCUGCUGGGCACCUACCGGGGACAGCUGAGCGACGUGGCUGCCUUCGACAGAGGCUUGCUGAGAAACCUGACCCUGGUGACAGACGCCCCUGAGCUGGCCUACCCCACUCAGUCUUCCAUUUGGGAAAGAUUUGAAGAAAUCUUCCUCAUUGCCUCUGGACUUAUCUGCUACGCACCUGUGUUCAAGGCCUAUUUCUACCAGGGGCUGCUGGAGCUCUAUGAAGAUAACAUACAGUACGUUGAGAUAAGAGCUAUCCUGCCUGCGGUGUACGAACUGGACGGCACCCGGCACGACAAAUCCUGGUCGGUGGCAACCUACCGGGAGGUGACCAGGCAGUUCGUGAAGGAGCACCCAGACUUUGUGGGAGCCAAGAUCAUCUUCGCUGCGCACAGGAUGCUGAAUGUUUCCCAGAUUAAAGAAGCCAUCGUCACUGCCAUGGCACUCAGAGCUCGCUUCCCAGACACCCUGGCAGGCUUCGACCUGGUUGGUGAUGAGGACGAAGGUCACUCUUUAUGGGACCUGAAGGAUGCUCUGACCAUCCCAUAUUCCAUGGGGGUCAACUUGCCCUACUUCUUCCAUGCUGGGGAGACUGACUGGCAGGGCACCUCUGUAGACAACAACGUGCUGGAUGCAUUGCUGCUGAACACCAGCAGGAUCGGCCAUGGACUCGCUCUCAGUAAACACCCAGUAGCCAAAGGUUUGUCUCUGAAGAGGGAUAUUCCUGUCGAAGUCUGUCCCAUCUCCAACCAGGUUCUGCUGCUGGUAGCUGACUUGAGGAGUCACCCUGCAGCUGACCUCAUGGCUGAGGGGCACCCCAUUGUGAUCAGCCCCGAUGAUCCCCCCGUCUUUGGGGCAAAGGGAGUCUCUUACGACUUCUACGAGGUGUUCAUGGCCAUCGGAGGGAUGAACGCUGACCUGAGGACCCUGAAACAGCUUGCACUCAACUCCAUAAAAUACAGUGCCAUGCUACCGGAUGAGAAAGCCAAGGCCAAAGAGAUCUGGCAGAAAAAAUGGGACCAAUUUGUGGCUGACCUCUCUGAUAGCUUUCCAAGGGAGCUGUAGGGAGGCCAAGGCUCAUCUCAGAAGGCAUUUGGCAAGCCAGAGCGAGCCAGACUGAUUGCUGAGAGGGAGACUGCUUCUUCCAUGUGACCUGAGCAGAUGAAUGCACCUCAAAGUCUCACCUGGCAGUGGGCGACUCUGCUAAGCCAGGCUUAAUGGGCUUAAAGCUAAGAAGGAGCUGCACUACCCUGUGAAACUCAUGGACUGGAGAUAAAAGGGAGCAGCGAGCCUUUAGAGCAAGCACAAGAAAUCACCCUGCCCGAAAGAGUCAAAGCUAUUCAAAACUGCCAAUGACCAAAUCCCGACAGCCUUAUUCAGGGAAAACGCGCUUUCCAAUUCCAGUCAGCAGGAGAUCGCCAGCACGAGGAUCUCUGAAUUUGGGCCCGUCAUUACAAAAUGCAGACCUUGUCCGGAAACAGCUAAGACAAACAUCCAACCCUUUGGGCCACUGACCUUCAAGAGAGCAAGGACUGAAAAUGGCUCUUGUUAUGUUUAACCCUGGGCCUGCUGCCAAAAUAGCACCGCUAGGUCGAAGAUGCAGUCAUAGGGCUGAUGUCUGCUAUUUCAGGACCUACCAUGGCUGGAAACAAGCUGGUGGAACUUGCUCCCAAGAACUUUAAAGCCUGGUUGCACAGUGAUCAUAAAGCCAGAAGAGAGGUGCCUCAGUUGCCAGCAGCUUUUUUACUACAAAGUCUUUUCCUGUCCUCUGGUCAAAAGGAAGACAAAACACAUUUCGGGUUAAGUCAAAAACAUCCUGGUUUCCCAGACCCAGCUGGAUUAAAACUAUCCCCCUGCACAAGGCCGUGUUAACACAGACAUUUGUAGGAAAUACCUUUUGGUUUCAGGGAGUUCCACUGCCAGCCUUUGUUGCUGAACUCAUCGUGCAAGUGUGGCUUAAUUCAGCCUGUCAGAGAGAUUUUCACCUUGGUAGAGAACAGCUGUGGAUAUCCACAGGGCCCAUUUGGACCUCUGUGGUUUCCAGCUCCUUGGCAAAAAAAAAAAAAACCAACAACAACAACAAAAAAAACCCCAACAAAACAAACCUACACAAGAAACAGUGUAAUCAGAUAAACUGAUUCCCUGCCUUAACAUCAUCAAAAAUAUCAGGAGGAGAACUAGUUGCAGGAGACAAAAAAAAAAUCUUAAUCAGGUUGCUAAAUAAAUUCAGAAGAAUCCUUGAGCACACAUAUGCCAAGCGUACAGCCAAAGAGCCUCUCUACCUGACUUCAGUAAAUCCUGCUGGUUUGCAUCAGUCGAGGGAGAACUGACAAAAGUUCCUACUGAAAGACAUCUCCCUCCUCUAAUCACACACUUGCAGAGGCUGUUGUUUCCUAAUCUGACCAGCCUGGGCCAACUGGCUCUCUUUAUGCUUUCUGUUAAUUGUCUCAAGCUGCCUGGCCAUAGUGUUUAUUUCCACUGACCUUGGUUGGAGGCAAACACUCUUAUUGCAGAAGUGGAUCAAGCUGCGCAGCCCGUGUGCCCUGUGUUAGACUGCCCACGGUUCCCAGGCUGCAAACUUCAGCUCUGGUUAUCCCAGAGAAAAUAAAAACCAAACCCCGUCGGAGAACACAAACAAACCCACGACAAGCCGCAGGUGUGCGCAUUGCAGGAGGCAGUAACACAAACCACAGGAGCGAGGAGCCGGUCACACACACCCCCGGCUGACUGGGGGGGGUUGAAGUGCCUCACACCCCCAGCCCUUUCCAGCCACAGCUACCUCUGCUCCAUCUCUCUCUGCUCACACCCCCAUCAUCUUCCUCUGAAGCAUCCCGAUGCUUUUUAUGCACGCUGACCUCUCCUGGUCGCAGGUUUGGUCCUGGGAGGGGUUUUGUGCUGGAGGAGUAGCCGGGACAGAGCCUCCCUCCCUCCCUCCUGCCCCGUGGGUGUUGCGUACAGAGCUCAGACUAAAGUCCCCAGGCCCGGCUUUGGCCAUGGCCAGGUUAUAAAUGCUGACUUGGGAAGUGCCUUACUUGCAAUGCUGCCGAGGAGAACCGCUGCAAAAGAGCAGAAUGGCUGCUAAGCACGCACCCAAAGCCCCGUCCCUCGCAGCAACCUGAUCCUCCAGCUUUGCUAUAUGUGGACGGAUGAGGAUCUUUAUUUGCCGUGAGUCGGUUCUCCCUUAAAUAAGCCUCUUUGCUGCCAAGGUGAAGCUAAUCGUUACAGAGCCUUUGUGGGAGGAGCUGAGCUCCUCAACACACAGGUUGACCCGUGGCCCUUCCUUUCCUACCCCGGCAGAAACCCUUCAGCUCCUCCUGCGUGCCAUCUCUCGAGGUCCUGAGCCACUUUUUGGUCACCUGCAGUCCUCCUUUCUCCCGCUACCUGCAGUACUUGCAGGGACAGAUCCCCCAUUUGCCAAAUGCUUGCUGGAACCAGUUUACCUGCAGUGUCCAGGCUGUUCUUGUCCUUUCCUAGGACGAGCCUGUAGUGGACGUGGCCGUUCACCUUCUUCACAACUGCGCUGCGGUGGGGCCAAGUGCCUGGAGCCACCAGCGUGUGCAGGGUCACAGCAGAAUCAGGGGGGUGUAAGAUGGCACAGGACUGAUGCAGCCCCCAAAAAGCGUGACAGAGGGAGGGCCAGCCUGCCUCGCUGCUGCUGGGGGUCUGCUCUUCCCUGCCUUGGCUGGGAGAAAGGUGCAAACUGAGAAGCCCAGGCUGCAUCCCCGCCUCUCCAGCUCCAGGUGUGCAAGAAAAGGAGGAAUUUAGGCUGGACCACAGCAGUUACAAAAGAUCAGUCCGUUCAGCUCCAAAGCUUUGGGUAAAUUUGGCUGCAGGGCUUCACUAAGACUCUGCUUUUAGCAGCAAUAUUCCAACGGUUUUGCUGCCAGUCUAUUCCCUUUUCCCCCAGAACCUUGGCUCCCUGCUCCCAUUUGUUGGCAAAUACAUCACAUAUAAUGCUCUCUCGCUCGUCUCUUUCAGAACAUAGGCUAUAAUUAAAUUUUUAAACCUGU
Molecule: messenger RNA, 4830 nt
Organism: Hirundo rustica (Barn swallow)
Lineage: Eukaryota; Metazoa; Chordata; Aves; Passeriformes; Hirundinidae
Gene: ADA2
Product: adenosine deaminase 2
Exons: 10
Coding region: 341-1885 (514 amino acids)
Biological process (GO): adenosine catabolic process; inosine biosynthetic process
Molecular function (GO): adenosine deaminase activity
Source: RefSeq, a predicted model, not a curated record